GACGUAAUUUGUUUCUCUUUGUUUGAUUCCGUGUGCGCAUUAAAGAAAGAAAAGCAAAUAGAAGGAAAGAAGAGAGUAAUAGAAACGAAGAGAUAAAAAGCUGCGAAGAGGAGAAGUGUCGGUUCACAUGGCCGUGCAGUGAGGUGUUCAGUGGCCUCCAGGACGGAGCUGUCUGCGUGAGAAGAGAAUCUUAGAAGAGCAGACACUCGAGGGGAGGGAAGAGUUUUACACAGAGAAUGGCCUUAGCCAAUGACAAAGACACCAUUGAGAGACUGGCACGCAUUAAACAAGAGGACUGUGAAGGGGCUGCACCAGAGGCUGUGUGGGUGAAGGCGGAGGACUGCGAAGGAGGAGGAUUUUCAGUUCUUAAAGAGGAGGAAGAGUGCAAGGUGGAAAUUGUCGAAGUCAAAGUGGAGGAUUUGGAAGAUUUCUCACUUAAUCCCGAACUGGAAAUGCUGGAAACUGGGAACGUUUUCAAGCCAGAAAUCUUUGAAGAGCCUCAUUCCAGUUUGCAGCAUUGGAUCGCUAACACGGGACAACUGGUUACCCAGCAGAAAUCUGUGGAACUGAAAUGGGAGUUCCCCGACUAUGAGGAGAACGUCAAUGGAGGAAAUGGGAGAGACGAGCAGCAGUCAUCAAGGAGUGUCAGAAUGAAUUUUCAUGAGAAUGUCAACUUCCCCCCAUCUUUAACUGUACAGCCCUCUCUUGAGUGCAAACUGGAACAGAAACAGGACAAGAAGAAGAGGAAGAAAUCAACAAGAGGAUCAGAGAAUAUGACAGCAGGCACUUUCCAGUGUAGUUUUCUUCCUGUGGGAGAAACCAUCAGAACUGACCAACAACAAGGGCAUAACACAGAGCAAGAGGAUUUGGGUGAUGGACAAGAGUGUGGACAAACUUUUAAAAACAAGUCUGAUUGUAAAGAUCACAAAGCCGUUCAUAAAAGACCAGAGUCGUAUUGCUGUUCUGAGUGUGGCAAACGAUUCGUUCAUAAGAGCUGGCUUCAGGCACAUGUAAGAAUUCAUACUGGAGAAAAGCCAUAUUGUUGCUGUGAAUGUGGUAAACGAUUCAUUCAAAGCAGCCAUCUUCAGAGACACGCAAUAAUUCAUACUGGGGAAAAGCCAUAUUGCUGUUCUGAAUGUGGACAGAGAUUUACCGCAAGCAGCAGCCUUCGUGUGCACACUCAGAUUCAUACUGGAGAUAAGCCAUAUAGCUGUGCUGAAUGUGGAAAAAGAUUCAUUAAAAGUAGUGAUCUCCUGAGGCACACACGAAUUCAUACCGGAGAGAAGCCAUAUUGCUGUCCCGAAUGUGGCAAAAGAUUCAUUAAAAGUAGCAAUCUUCAGAGACACGCAAUAAUUCACACUGGAGAAAAGCCAUAUUGCUGCCCUGAAUGUGGCAAGCAAUUUUCUAACAGUUCCAGUCUCCAAACACAUAAAAGAAUCCACACUGGAGAAAAGCCGUACGGCUGUGUUGAGUGUGGAAAAUGUUUUGCCCACAGUAGCAAUCUUGUAGGGCACAUGCGAGUUCAUGCUCGGGAGAAGCCAUAUUGCUGUUCUGAAUGUGGGAAUAGAUUCUUGCACAAGCACAGUUUUCAGAAUCACCUACAAAUGCACACUAUUCUUGAUUUGUGAACGUGGCAGAUGAUGUUCCUGAAGAAAAAACGUAUUGCUGCUCUAAAUGUUGCAAAGGAUUCUCACUUUUAAACUAUGGACACUUAAGAAUCUACAGUGUAUUAUUGUUAUAGGGAAUGUAGUAAACGAUUCUCAAACUGCUGUAGACUUCAUAGCCAUUAAAGAAUUCACACUGGUAAAACGUUUCAAGGCUGUUCCGAAUGUGUCAAGUGUUUCACAGACAGCAGGAGUCGUAAAGGCCAUAUGACAUUUCACAUUUGGGAAGCCCUAAAGGACUGAGCUGCACAGGGAAUCGAUGCCCAGGUUACUU
This is a messenger RNA of Erpetoichthys calabaricus (reedfish), 1938 nucleotides long. RefSeq names its product zinc finger protein 664-like. Gene Ontology annotation, biological process: regulation of transcription by RNA polymerase II. Gene Ontology annotation, cellular component: transcription regulator complex; PcG protein complex. The record is from RefSeq and is a predicted model, not a curated record. Bases 237 to 1628 code for a protein of 463 amino acids. The transcript has 3 exons. Lineage: Eukaryota; Metazoa; Chordata; Cladistia; Polypteriformes; Polypteridae. Gene Ontology annotation, molecular function: RNA polymerase II cis-regulatory region sequence-specific DNA binding; DNA-binding transcription factor activity, RNA polymerase II-specific.